Messenger RNA from Paramecium octaurelia, 216 nucleotides. NCBI's taxonomy places the organism in Eukaryota, Ciliophora, Oligohymenophorea, Peniculida, Parameciidae. The record is from the annotation of a GenBank genome assembly.
AUGUUUUAUUCACAUUAAACCCAAACCAUAAACUGUUUAGAGAUUCUGUUCAUGAAUGCUAAUCUAUAUUAACUUAAGAAGCUUGAAGUAAUUGUUUUUGUAUUAUUAAUAUAGAAUGAUAUAAUCUUUGAAUACAUCCAGCGAACGAACGACAGUCACAAGGAAGGUUUUUUAAAAGAACAAAAUAAUAGACUCUUGAAUACAAAUUAUAAAUGA